Phasianus colchicus (ring-necked pheasant) is the source of this 4448-nucleotide messenger RNA. It is a transcript of the gene MED15, whose product is annotated as mediator complex subunit 15. Gene Ontology annotation, molecular function: transcription coregulator activity. The record is from RefSeq and is a predicted model, not a curated record. Gene Ontology annotation, biological process: regulation of DNA-templated transcription. Lineage: Eukaryota; Metazoa; Chordata; Aves; Galliformes; Phasianidae.
UGCGGCUGUGCGCUGAGCGGGGCCGGCCGGGCCGCUCCCGCAGACGGGUUGCGUGGAACGGGACUACAAAUCCCGGCGCGCCCCGCGCCGUGCCGAGCUACAGUUCUCGCGAGGUCUCUAGAGCUAACGCCCGGACUUCAUUUCCCUCCGGCCUUCAGCGCGCCGGAAGUGGCGGCGCGGGACUUCCGGGCUGCCGUGUGGGGGAGCGGCGGCGAGGAGCGCGGCGCUGGGGUGGUGGUGGUGAAGGCCGGUAGCGGGCGGGGAGCGCGGCGGCGGGGAUGGACGUGACCGGGCCCGAGACCGACUGGCGCAGCACCAACUUCCGGCAGAAGCUCGUCAGCCAGAUUGAUGAAGCAAUGAGGAAGGCUGGUGUUGCCCACAAUAAGUCCAGCAAAGAUAUGGAGAGCCAUGUAUUUAUGAAGGCCAAAACAAGGGAGGAAUAUCUUUCUCUUGUGGCCAGACUUAUUAUCCAUUUUCGAGAUAUCCACAAUAAGAAAUCUCAAGCCUCAGUCAGUGAUCCGAUGAAUGCCCUGCAGAAUUUAACUGGGGGUCCCCCAGCAGGGGCGCCUGGAAUGACCAUUGCUUCCCGAGCUCAAGGAGCACCGAUGAGUGGGAUGGGUGGCCUUGGCCCAAUGGGGCAACAGAUGAGUCUCCCAGGACAGCAACAGCCUCCUGGAAGCACGGGAAUGGCCCCUCAUGGUAUGCCUGGUGUCUCAACAGCUACUCAGCAGACCCAACUUCAGCUUCAGCAGAUAGCUCAGCAGCAACAACAGCAGCAACAACAAUUCCAGCAGCAGCAGGUGGCUUUGCAGCAACAGCAGUUCCAGGCCCAGCAAUCAGCCAUGCAACAACAAUUUCAGGUGCAGCAGCAGCAGGCAGCAGCAGCUGCAGCAGCCCAACAGCAGCAGCAGCAACAGCAGCAGUUGCAAGCCGUCCAGCAGCAGCAACAUAUGUUGAAACUGCAGAUGCAGCAGCAGCAAAACCAGCAGCAGAUGCAGCAGCAACAGCAGCAGCAGCAACUACAGCGAAUUGCCCAAAUGCAACAGCUGCAAGCAGCACAGGCUAUGCAGGUACAACAGCAGCAGCAACAGCAGCAGCAACAGCAGCAACAAAUAUCACAGCAACAAAUACCACAGCAGCCACCUCAACAAGUAAUGCAACAGCAGAUGCAACAGAUGCAGCAGCAGCAACAGCAACAACAGGUUGCUCAGGCACAGCAAUCUCAGCUUCCACCACAAUCCCAGCCUCAACCCCAGCCCAUGGUAUCUCAGGCACAGGCAAUCUCUGGACAAAUUCCUGGUCAGGUUAUGCCUGUUACUCUCACCCCACAGCAGUUAAAAGCAAUGCAGGUAAGAGCUCAACUGGUCCAGCAGCAGCACGCAGCAGCAGCAGCAGUGCAAGCAGCUCAGGCUCAAGCUGCUCAGAUGGGAGCAUCAGCACAGAUGAUCACCGCACCUAUGGCCCGAGGUGGGAUGCAAAUAAGACCACGGUUCCCGCCUACCACCGCAGUGUCUGCUACACCGCCAAGCUCCAUUCCUAUGGGCGGACAGCAAAUGCCACAGGUCAGCCAGAACAGUAUUACCAUGAUGUCAUCCCCAUCUCCUGUCCAGCAAGCUCAGACACCCCAGUCAAUGCCUCCACCACCACAGCCACAACCAUCUCCUCAACCAGGCCAACCAAAUUCUCAACCAAACUCAAACGUCAGCUCUGGCCCAGCUCCAUCACCCAGCAGCUUUCUCCCCAGUCCAUCUCCACAGCCAUCCCAGAGCCCAGCAGCUGCACGAACACCUCAGAACUUUAGCGUCCCAUCCCCAGGUCCUUUAAACACUCCAGGAAACCCAAACUCUGUCAUGAGUCCAGCCAGUUCUAGCCAGUCAGAGGAACAACAAUAUCUGGAGAAACUCAAACAGCUAUCAAAAUACAUUGAGCCACUCCGGAGGAUGAUCAAUAAAAUCGAUAAAAAUGAAGAUAGAAAGAAGGACCUGAGUAAAAUGAAGAGUCUCUUGGAUAUCCUGACUGACCCUUCAAAACGAUGCCCUCUGAAGACACUGCAGAAAUGUGAAAUUGCACUGGAGAAGCUAAAGAAUGAUAUGGCUGUGCCUACUCCACCACCACCCCCAGUGCCUCCCACCAAACAGCAGUACUUGUGUCAGCCACUUUUGGAUGCUGUCUUGGCCAACAUCCGGUCACCAGUCUUCAACCAUUCCCUUUACCGCACCUUUAUGCCAGCUAUGACUGCCAUUCAUGGUCCACCAAUCACGGCCCCAGUUAUCUCCUCCCGAAAACGAAAAUACGAAGAGGAUGACAGACAGACUAUACCAAAUGUGUUACAAGGGGAAGUUGCAAGAUUAAAUCCUAAGUUCCUGGUGAACCUGGACCCCUCCCAUUGCAGUAAUAAUGGCACAGUUCAUCUCAUAUGCAAACUAGAUGACAAGAAUCUUCCAAAUGUCCCACCACUACAGCUCAGCGUUCCAGCGGACUAUCCAGAUCAGAGCCCUUUGUGGAUAAAAAACCCUAGACAGUAUGCAGCCAAUCCCUUCUUGCAAUCAGUGUAUCGAUACAUGACUUCAAAACUAUUGCAACUACCAGACAAGCAUUCAGUCACGGCACUCUUAAACACCUGGGCACAAAGUAUUCGUCAAGCCUGCCUCUCUGCUGCAUAAUAUGUCACCUUCUAAAUCAUGAAGCAAGAAAUCAAGUCUCAACAGCUGGCCUUUUCCACGUACCAUUUCUAAAGUCAUGGGCAUUUUGGGGAGGUUGCUUCAGAAGAAAGAAGCCUUACAUUUUUUUGUUUCUAGAUGUCAGCUUCAGUAGAGGACCUGGUAUUAGUUCUAGAUUUCAUGCUUUUUAUCUUCUGCCUCUGUGGACUUCUUUCAGCAUUUUCAAAUAUGCAGAAUGUGUAUAUAUGGUUCUCGAGACUGUAUUAGGAGUUUUUAUUGUCUUCUUAGAGAAGAAAUUAUUUGUGGACUUCCAUCAGGGAGUCUCAUUGUUAAAAGAGGAAGCAGGGAGAGAAUGCCCUAAUUUACUUCAAAGUUUGCUGAGUGCCAGUAUUCCUUUCACACUGUAUGUUUUGUGACCUGAUGCUCCCCCAGAAAUAAAAAAAACUGCAAGUAGAACGUGCUUGCAAACUUCCUAGUGUUUGCAGGAAUCUUUUGUCUAUUAGCUUUGCCCUGCCCUGGUUUGGGAUAAAUUAUAGUCUUUUAGGAUAUUCCUAAAAUGUGUGAGAUAAAUCAGGAUAAUUAUAUUGGUGGGGGGAAAGACUAAACAGAAGGAAAACAUAUUUUCUAGCUUAUUUUAAAUGCUGCUUUGUAUAAGUGGGUUUUGGUUAGCAUGGACCACAGUUUUCUUGCUCCAAAAGUGCAGCAGUUAGAGGAGAUAUUAAUGUGCACAAUGACUUCCCAUAUAAGUAAAUGUUUGUGUAAAGGUGAAACAAGUUUAAAGUUGUACUACCAGAGAUCAAUCCAGCAGGCUUGUAGCCAUGUCUUCUUUAUUAAUGGAAUAGAGUCAGUUUGAGGCAUCUGACUUGCUUGGAGGAGUUGAUGCAGUUUAGUGGCUACAUGGUGAGUUUUGUUUUCUUUUGCUUCCUUUUUAAGAGAAAAGGACAAAAAAAGUAAAAACCAACAAAAAACCACACCACGUAGCUCAGUAGCAGAUCUGACAACUAUUAUUUUGUGCCUUUAGCAAUACAGAGCACAGAAGUUGGUUGUCAGCUGCUGUAUUGCUGUGCAUUUCCAAUAAAAACACUUGCCAUGAAUAAUUAAAUUUGUUUUCUUUUUCCCCAUUCUCUGUUUGUUUGCUCUUAUUUUCUUAGUGCAGAAACAAAUUCAGGUUUCAGAUGUUCCAGUUAUAUCCUAUUUUAUCUCCCUGUAUUGUGCAGCAAAUCUUAAAGAGCAGCUGCACUCUCUCACAGUCGUGCCAAGAAAUUGCAUUCAUCUUUGUACAUGUGUGAUGUUGGUUUUAGUAUCUUUUUCAGUGUGGGUACUUAGUAACCACUAACUGAGGCAGCAGAAUGCUAUCAGUAUUUUGUACAUGAACUAAUGCAUUAUCUGUUUGUUUCUAUUGUAAUAAAUUUAUUAUUAUUCCUGUGUUGGAUGCUAACAUUAUACUACUCUUCCCAUGUUGAUCCUCAGAUACCAGUUCUGUUGCAUCCCUGGGAUGAUGGUUACUUUGUUCUAGGCCAGGUGAUCUCACAAGGUUAUUCUUCAAGCAGUCCUACUUCUAAAAGAAGAAUAUUGGAGAACAGAGACGAGUUCAAAUCAUGCAAGAAAAAAAAUAUUAUUUUUAAUAGGACUUUUCAAACUAGAGUGAACUUUGUGGCAAACAACUGAUUCUAUUAUGUAGGUGCUAUUUCUGUUCUUCAGGUACUCACUGUUUUCUAGGAGCUUUCCUGACAGGCAGUUUUGGCAAGCAUGUAACUGUAUUACUGAAUAAAAAUGUUUGUACAUGUA